Molecule: messenger RNA, 2257 nt
Organism: Coregonus sp. 'balchen'
Lineage: Eukaryota; Metazoa; Chordata; Actinopteri; Salmoniformes; Salmonidae
Source: the annotation of a GenBank genome assembly
AGAAGAACUGUGCAUCAGAGUAACAGCAGUUUGCUCCACCUGGGUCUGAGUGGGUGUGGAGGAGGUCAGGAGGACGCGAGGAGCCCAGAGCAGGCUAACCUGUCCGGAGAAUCGCUCCACAACCUCUCGCUGGACUGCUGGCUCCAUCUCCUCUCCAAAGUCUGCUCCGGAGCUGUAUGGGGACAGCGCGAACAUGAGUCCUAACCCUAACCAUUAGAGUGACAAACGCAAAACUAACUUUAUAUCAGGUGUAACUUCAUUCUACUUCAUAGUAGCCCUGCUAGCCCAAUAAGGAGUGAUGCUCAGGGAUCUGCAACUCUGGACCUGGAGAGCUACUACUGGUUGUGCAGGCUUUUGUUCCAGACUAGCACUAACUAAUAUUUUGCAAGAAGUCUUACCAAGAUAAAUUAUUUAAUUAUUAAAUUAUUUAAUUUUAUUGUUUUUAAACAAUAUAUAAACAAUAUAACAAUACAAACAAUAUAUUGUCAAGCUUAAAGAUAGAAUCCGCAGUGCCACUGGCCGCCACACCAUUGUUAUUGUUUUUGUUGCCAAGCUGAGGAGUGUAGCUCAGCAUGUUUGUUGUUUUCAGUAACUCCUUUGUUGUUGUAAUAUCGCAAAUGGAUGUGGCAGUUUCCCCAUUAAAGAUGCACUAUGCAGAAAUUGCUCCAUCAUUUCCUGGUUGCUAAAAUUCGAAUAGUUCGCUUAAUUUCAGUGUAUGUGACAAAACACGCAAUUAUAGUGUAGAGAAUCAUUCUACCAUCUAAACCUCUGUGAAAUAUAUUUUUCAUAACCACAAAUAUUGUAUUUAGUUUGAAGCUGGUGUACAAAACCGAAAGUAAAAGAUGCAAAAACAAAACUUAAGAACGGGAAGCAUAGAAAUAGCAAACAUAGAACAGAUCUACCACUUCUUAGACUUGCUUUCAAUGAGAAUGACAGAUCUAUAACUGACAUUUCUAUUUGAAUUUGGUGGGGUCGCCCAAAAAGUUACAUAUUGCAGCUUUAUAGAUCCCAGUUUAAAGUCCUAAAGGUAGAUUAUCUUGAUAUAAAAUAGAUUAUUUUGUUGUGGGUUAGGAGAAAUCAACUUAAGUUUAACUUCAUUCUUUUUCUUUUUGAUUAUUAUUAAUUAAUGACAGUCCAAAGCCAUUAUGUAUCAGGAGUUGACUCUUGACUGUGUUGCCUUCUUCCAGGUGUUAGUGGUCAUUGCUCUGGUCUACCUGGUGGUGUGUGCUCUGGGGCUGGUGGGAAACCUCCUGGCGCUGUUCCUUCUCCACUCCCGCCACCAGCUGCACCACUCGUCUAUUGACUACUUUGUGAGGAGCCUGGCCGUGACUGACCUCCAGUUUGUCCUCACCCUGCCCUUCUGGGCUUUGGACACAGCCCUGGACUUCCGCUGGCCCUUCGGCAGGGUCAUGUGUAAGACUGUCAGCUCUGUGACUACCAUGAACAUGUACGCUAGCGUCUUCUUCCUGACGGCCAUGAGCGUAGCUCGCUACUGCUCCCUCACCUCCUCACUGAUGGCUGCGGCACGUGCCAAGUGGGCCAGUUUUGCCAUCUGGGUGGUGUCACUGGCGGUCACGAUGCCCCACACCAUCUACUCCACCACAGCCCAGGUUUGUUUGAUUGAUUUUAUUUGCCAAUUUUAAAAUGCAUGUAAAUCUGUUUGUGUGUACAUCGAAACAAAACACAUCAAUUGACAACAUAAGUCAAAGACUUAAUUCCAUUGUGGUGCAUCUUUGUGCUGUUUCUAGGUGUCUGCGGAUGACGAGCUGUGUCUGGUCCGGUUUUCUGGAUCUGCCUCAGGUCAUUGGGACUCUCAGGUUCUACUGGGCCUCUACCAGACACAGAAGGUACCGCUCAUGGAGAGUUCAUAGAGCGAGAGGUCCCGUCAAUGGCGCCACUCCAAAGUGACCUGCUCGGUGACCGUCGUGGUGCUCUCCUUCUUCCUUUGCUGGCUGCCCAACCAGGCUCUGACACUGUGGGGAGUAGUGAUAAAAUGUGACCUGGUGCCCUUCAGUAAGGCCUUCUACAAUGCCCAGGACUACACUUCCCUCUGACUGUGUGCCUGGCUCACACCAACAGCUGCCUGAACCCCGUGCUGUACUGCCUGAUGCGACAAGAGUACCGGGCCGGACUCAAGGAGCUGCUGCUCCGAGCCUCGCUGUCCAUCAGGAACCUUCUCACCCUGGCUCUGAGGGGGAAGAGAGUGGAGAAGGCACCGCCUAGCAUGGUGGUUAUACACAGGGAUGCCAACGUGUGA